CUCAGUAGCGGGAGGGAGAAGCGCGAGGAAAGCGACUAGACACCAUGUGCACAGGGGGAGGGAAGUGGGCAGGAGAGGCGCGCGAAGGCUGAGCGCCCAGGCAGUCAGCCCCUGGAUCGCCAAGAGGCGAGUCGGGGUGAGGGGUCCGGCGGCGCGGGCGCGGGCGGGACGCGUGCAGUCGGGGCAGAUCCGGGCCUCGCGCGCCGCUGCAGUGGCCGCUCGCGAUGAGCGAGGCCAGCCGGGUGUGCUCCGGCUACUACAGCCUCAAUCACAGCUUCGUGGAGCCCUUUCAGUGCCCCCGGCGAGGCGAGGGGGCCUCCCUCCUCUACUGCUGUGGCUUCGCGGACCUCAAGUACUGCUGCAGCGAGCCGGGCAGCUACUUCCCCUACAAGCACAGCUACAUGUUGAGCCUCAGCAUUGGUGCCCUGAUUGGACUGGGAAUUGCUGCCCUUGUUUUACUUGCAUUUGUCAUCAGCGUCUGCGUCCUUUGCUACCUAUUUCUGUAUACAAAGCCUCAAAGGUUAGACACUGGCCUUAAACUUCAGCACCUGGAGGCUGUUUCUACUCAAGAAGGUAUCUCAAAUAGAAAAACCAAAGCCCCCAGUUCAAACGCAGCAUCAAAUUCAACAAAUGAAACAUUCUAUGAAGCUGAUGAUAUAAUUCAAGAAAAAACAACAGAUACGAAACAGAUCAACAUCGCUUACUGUUAAAAAUCCUGUGUUGUAAAAGCUCACUGGAGAGAUGGAGCAAUAAAAAUAAAGAGUGCAUUUCAA
Messenger RNA from Phacochoerus africanus (Common warthog), 773 nucleotides. It is a transcript of the gene SHISAL2B, whose product is annotated as shisa like 2B. The record is from RefSeq and is a predicted model, not a curated record. The transcript has 3 exons. Bases 225 to 710 code for a protein of 161 amino acids. NCBI's taxonomy places the organism in Eukaryota, Metazoa, Chordata, Mammalia, Artiodactyla, Suidae.